Molecule: messenger RNA, 1968 nt
Organism: Astyanax mexicanus (Mexican tetra)
Lineage: Eukaryota; Metazoa; Chordata; Actinopteri; Characiformes; Acestrorhamphidae
Product: ensconsin-like
Exons: 4
Coding region: 51-1049 (332 amino acids)
Source: RefSeq, a predicted model, not a curated record
UUGCAAGCAAUUGCGCGAGGAAAUGCAUCGGUCACGUGGUUUUCCUUAAAAUGAUACGCGGUCCGACACAGGGGCUGCGUCCGAAAUCGCAUACUUCCAUACUAAACAGUAUGCAAAAGCAGUAUGCGAGAUGGGGUAGUGUGUCCGAAUGCGCAGUAUGCGAGUUUAGGUACGCGAAAAGUUCCCGGAUGACGUACUGCACCGGGACAGAUUUUGAAGUAUGCAAGCCCUGCACACUUCACCAGCUCAUAUUUCCCAGAGUUCCAAGGGGGGCGGCGGAAGCGAAGCAGAGGGUGAAGAUGGCGGACAGCGGCGACGCGGGUCUUUACAAGUGGAGUGAUGAGGACACCAGGGAGCUGAUCCGGUGGAGGGUGGCCAAUGAGGCCCUCUUCACCGGAAAAAGAAAUGCAGCAGUUCGAGGAUUUGAAGCCUUCGUGUUGGAGAAAAAUUUGAAAGGGAAGGUGACCCCUGUCUUCGUAAAGAAGAAAUGGGAGAACCUAAAACAAAAGUACAAGGAACUCAGGUGCCCCCCUACUGGGGUGAGUACUGAGGGUGGUGAAGCAACAGCAGCAUCCUGGAAAUGGUAUACCGCCAUGGAUGAGGCAAUAGGUGGGAGGCCAUCAAUUAGCCCACCCACCCUUAUUGCCUCAUCUGGCCAGGGUGCUGCUGAAGCUUCAACACCCUCUUGUAGGCCAGGAGACAGCCAGACCCCAGGCAGGAAAAGGCAGAGGGAGACCGACCUCAUAGUUUUUUUAAAGGAGAUGGAAGAGAGGGAAAAUGAGAGAGAGCGAGAGGCAGCAGAGAGAGAGGAGAGGCGAUGGCAAGAGGCUGAGGAGAGAGAGGAAAGAAGAGAGAGGGAAAGAAUUGAGCGUGAGGAAAGGCGAGAGCAAGAGACAAGAGAGAGAGAGGAAAGGAGAGAUCGAGAGGCCAGAGAGAGAGAGGAAAGGAGAGAGACAGAAGCGAGAAUAAGGGAAGAAAGGAGAGAUAGAGAGGAGAGAGAGAGGGAAGAAAGAUUCUUGCAAAUAUUGGGGAUUCUUGUUAAAAAAUAAACAUUUAAAAAUCAGUUUGCACGUCCAGUGGCAUUAUUGUGUCUUGAGAAACGGCAGUUUAUAUUUGCAUAUUAUAGAAGAAUGUUAGUAUUCUAACUGUAAAGAAGGACAUUUAAAGUUUACUCACCCCAGUCUAUAAUUGACAAUGUAGUAUUUAUUCCAAACAAGCAAGACAUUUUAAGGGACUAGGAAUUUACAACUCUAUUAAGUGAAUUUAAGUGUUUUAUCUUUAGAAAUAUCUUUCUUUUAACUCUUAGUUAAAUUAGAAGUAGCAAUUUAAGUCUAUGGUUACUGUAAGGCAGGGGUGCCCAAUCUUUUCCACAAUGGGCCGGUGUAACUGCAAGUGUGUUAUCCGUAACUGUGACACCAUUAUGAGCUAAACUUAGUUUCUUUAAAAAAAAUAAUAAUAAUAAUGACAAGUUCACCUAACUCAAGCAGUUUGAUUCAGUACCUUUUGGUUGUUUACUGCCCCAAAGAUGGCUCCAAUCUGCUGCUAAGAAUAAGGGAGGAAAGUUCUGAGGAAACAGGGCAGCAUUUAAAUGCUCUUGGUAGUGCAGGUAUGUAUGCAUAUGUAGGUCAGGUUUUAAUGUUUAAAUAAGUGCAAUAAUUUGAGAAAAGAUGUGCUCUUGUGUGUAGUUCAAAUAGUUAAGCUCUUAAAAAAACUACAUCAAAUUUAAAAUACCUAUAAGAUAAGUAAACAUGAAUGUUUUUUUAUUCAAGUUCAAACAUGUUGGUAAUUUAAAAUUCAAAGUUUACCCUUAAUUGAAAAAGUGUUGAUGUUGGUGUGGUGAUUAGCAAAAGAAACAGAAAAUGGGGAAAGUGUAUUUUUUUUUAUUUAACCACAAUCAAAAGUGGAAAAGAGUAGAACAAAUAAGAAACAAGAAAUUACUAGGAUCUAUUAGGAUCUGUUAAAUCUAAU